AUUUGUACGUUUACGCUAAUGCAACCCUGUUUUCAUUAUCUAUCGCCUUUUUGUGUUGCGGAUUGAACAAAUUAAAUUAGUUAAAUACUUUCUUCAGAAGGCAAAGAAAUAAUAAAAUUUCUUGGUUAAAGGCAAGACGAAAUCAAAGACAACUGUUGGAUAAAGGAAGUAAUACAGAAAUAAAGAUAAAUAAGUGUAAACCGAAUAAAAAAUGGAUUUACAAUAAACAAAGCUGCAGACGGAUGAGCGUAAAAGCAAUUAGUUUUGAGUGCAAAUACUAGCCUGAAAAAUCGAAGUUGAACGUAUAGCUGCUUUUUGGCGGUGCUUUAAUUAAAAUAAUACAACAGCAAAUUGUUUAAUUACAAAAUCUCACAUUUCCAUAAAAAACGAACCUUUUGAGAUUAGCUUCAACUGAAGGCAAUCGAAAAAAGUUGUAUGUGCAUUACCCUCGGCUUAUAAAUAAUAAAUAGAAAACAACACAAACUAAACAAUACACAAUGGAUCGCAACAACGGUUCCAAUCGGUACCCACCAAUACGUCGUGCAGUCCAGCAGCAACAUCAACCAAAUUCGUUAUCGCUCUCGUCGAAUAAUAAUCAACAUUUAGAUAAUCAUCGGAAUUCAUCUCAAUAUUCCACUUCCAACCAUAACACCUAUUCACAACAAUCCUCAAUGUCCCGCGAACCGCCUACACAACACGACGAACUGAUUCGAUACAUCAGGGAAGCAUGGACAAAAGUAAAUGAGCAGAAUACGCCAAUAAAUUACUGUCAAGAAUCUGAUCAUCAAUUGAAAAAUUUCAAACCUUUCAACUUGGAGGAGUACUGGGACCAGCGGCAUUUUCAAAAUAUUCGUGUGUCACAUGGCCAACAAUAAGAUGAAAGCAAAUGCUGCAACAACAAUAACAGUCGCAAAACAAAUUUUACUUGUUUUGCUAUAAGUUAUAAGUAAAAUAAACACUUACAUUUAAAAACAUGUAUUUCCAUUAUUAGAAAAAAGCGAAAAUUACUUAAAAAUCCGGAAUAUACAAUAUAAAAAAAUAGCUAUGUAUUUCAAUCGAAAUACAACAAAAAAAGCUAAUUCUCGUUUCAUGCAAAUAGUUAAGGAAGUAUAGUAUUUAAUUAAAAAUAUGUAAACCGAGAAAGAAGCAAACAAUUAAAAUGGACAACAAAAAUUAAGAUAUUUAAAAAUAAGAUAUAUGCAAUUAAAAAAUUCCUCAAUAAAAUUAUAAAAUUAAUACAAAAACAUGUAAAAGGGAAUGCAGAUAAUACAUUUUAAAUUUAUGAUUAACGGCAAUAAAAAUUAU
This is a messenger RNA of Anastrepha obliqua, 1305 nucleotides long. RefSeq lists its product as uncharacterized. Lineage: Eukaryota; Metazoa; Arthropoda; Insecta; Diptera; Tephritidae. Bases 498 to 875 code for a protein of 125 amino acids. The record is from RefSeq and is a predicted model, not a curated record. The transcript has 4 exons.